GGAGGAAACAAUUGAGAUUAUCCCCUACCUGAGAACACCACACACACACACAAUCGCUUUGACAACGCUGGAAGGUCUGGACCUGGAUUUGCUACCAAGUCAACAGUAAUACUUUUGAGAGCAGGCACAUGCUUUCUUUACAUAUUCUUUAGAGAAGGCUAAUUUAAUUAAGGCUGUAUAAGAAUCAUGUUUUUUUUUUAAUACUAAUUUGUUUAAAACUGCAAUUGUGUGCCCCCUUUGCAUUACGUAGCUCUGGUCCAGGGCGUUACCUGAGACCAAUGAUAUGUAAUUGUAGCGACCCGCACAGACAGCGGUGUGUUAGGCUAUUAGUGGGUUGUGUUGUACUUACCAGUGUUCACGGGGUUCAUCAUGCCAAUCAACCUGCUAUCUGCCAAUCACGGGAAUGCCUGGAAUGUUCUAAUGCUGGGCAUCUGGUGGUUGGCUGACUGGCAUGGAGGGGAGUUGGGCAGGGGGAGGGAGCAUUGGAAGUCAAGACCAGGUUUAGCCAUUGUUCUUUCUCUUAUGUCUGGCCUUCACAAGAGAAGGUCACGUUUGGCUUGUGGGGUAACUUUCAUUUAUUUGGGGUAGGCUACGGCCAAACAGUAGCCUGUGUAAAGUUGAGUUAAUAAACCGUCAAUUUCGUAAACUCAACCCUCUGUCUGGACAAUUGUUCCUUUAUGAUCUAACACCUUAAAGCUGGAAUCCUUCACGGUGAAACUGCCACAUCCGUUUGCAAUAUUACAACAGCAAAGAUGUACACUGCAAACAACUAACACUGUCGUCGUCGUCCCCACCCCCCCCCACGGACAUCAUUGCAGCGUGAUAGAACAUGUACCGCAAUUUUCUUGUUGCCAUGUUGUGCAAUGCUCUUCACCUCCGCUUUGUCAAACAACAACAACAACAGCCUUGGGGCGACUCACAACUGGAAGAAGUUAUAAUGAACACCGAGAGCCAGGUGAUCAAGUGCAAGCCAGCAGUAGCGUGGGAGCAUGGCAAACCCCUGUCUAUUGAGAGGGUGGAGGUUGCCCCACCUAGGGCUCACAAAGUGUGCAUAAAGCAAGUGGAAUGUGCCACACUGACUAGGGGUACCUCUAUGAGACUGGUGUAUGCAUGCAUCCCACUGGUUCUGGGCCACAAGGGGUCAGGCGUGGUGGAAGGUGUCAGCCCUGGAGUCUCCAAAUUCUCACCAGGGCUAUCUUCUGUGUACCACCCCCACCUUGUCACAACACAACUGAUGGGCUCAAACGCAUUGAGAAGGAAAUAAAUUCCACAAAUUAACUUUUAACAACGCACACCUGUUCAUUGAAAUGCAUUCCAGGUGACGACCUUGAGAGAAUGCCAAGAGUGUGCAAAGCUGUCAUUUCUUAAAUGUUUAAAAAAUAUUAAUUUUGUAUUUUUAUUGUUAUUUAUUCAUAAAUAACUAGGCAAGUCAGUUAAGAGCAAAUUCUUAUUUACAAUGACACACUACACCAGCCAAACCCAGACAACGCUGGACCAAUUGCGCACUGCCCUAUGGGAAUCCCAAUCAUGGCCGGUUGUGAUACUGCCUGGAUUUGAACCAGGGACUCUAGUGACGCCUCUAGCACUAAGAUGCAGUGCCUUAGACCGCUGCACCACUUGGGAGCCCAAGGAAAAGGGUGGCUACUUUGAAGAAUAUAAAAUAUAUAUAUUUUUGGUUACUAUAUGAUUCCAUUUGUUAUUUCAUAGUUUUGAUAUCUUCACUAUUAUUCUACAAUGUCUUUUUUUUGUUGUAAAAAUAAAGAAAAACCCUUGAAUGA
Molecule: messenger RNA, 1778 nt
Organism: Oncorhynchus nerka (sockeye salmon)
Lineage: Eukaryota; Metazoa; Chordata; Actinopteri; Salmoniformes; Salmonidae
Product: alcohol dehydrogenase class-2 isozyme 1-like
Exons: 6
Coding region: 830-1264 (144 amino acids)
Biological process (GO): formaldehyde catabolic process
Cellular component (GO): cytosol
Molecular function (GO): zinc ion binding; S-(hydroxymethyl)glutathione dehydrogenase [NAD(P)+] activity
Source: RefSeq, a predicted model, not a curated record